UAAUUGGACAAAAAGGAGUCGGCUGUUCUACGCAAAGGAAGGUGUAUUUAUUUCUUGCGGGUAAUCCACUAUUUUGGUUGAUCCAUCAAUAAUCAAAAAUGUUUUCCCUGGUACUUCGUGAUGCUGCUCGCAGAAAUGCUGCGAAUCUUGUUAAGUCGUCGCGCCUUACUCCGCUAAAGGCCUACUCCACUAUUGUGGCAAACACAGAACGUCAGGUUUUGGCUAAACCUCUGGCCCUGGUCAAGAAUGUAGCGCCAGUGGUCGUGCGAAAUAUUUCUGCUAGUGCUCCUAAAAUGGCUGCUGCUGGUGGCAACCACACUACUUUGUGGACUGUGGAGAGAGUUGUAUCUGCAGCUCUAUUGGGUGUUAUUCCUGGCGCAUUCAUCUUUCCGUCGCAAGUGAUGGAUGCAUUGUUGGCAAUUUCUGUAGUGAUACACAACUAUUGGGGUAUUGAAGCAUUAGUUGUGGACUACAUGCGUCCAUCUGUAGUCGGCAAUGUAUUGCCUAAGCUUGCACACGGUGCUCUCAUCCUGAUAUCUAUGGCCGCAUUGGGCGGUCUGUUUUACUACAUCAAAAACGAUGUUGGUCUAGUUAACGGAAUCAAACGUUUCUGGGCGAUUAAAGGCAGUGAAGCUUAAAAACGACACACGUGGAUACGACAUUUGCUUAUUAAGUCAUUACCAGACAGCACUAAAGUGAUUUGGUGAUGGAGAUAAAAACAAUAACAGGCACCUUUUGUUACGUAUAUUCGUAUUUACAAUAAACAUUUAUGUAUGGCUAUUGUCAA
This is a messenger RNA of Drosophila busckii, 787 nucleotides long. It is a transcript of the gene SdhD, whose product is annotated as succinate dehydrogenase [ubiquinone] cytochrome b small subunit, mitochondrial. Gene Ontology annotation, biological process: tricarboxylic acid cycle; mitochondrial electron transport, succinate to ubiquinone. Gene Ontology annotation, cellular component: mitochondrial envelope; membrane. Gene Ontology annotation, molecular function: ubiquinone binding; heme binding. The record is from RefSeq and is a predicted model, not a curated record. Lineage: Eukaryota; Metazoa; Arthropoda; Insecta; Diptera; Drosophilidae. The coding region runs from base 99 to 638 and encodes 179 amino acids. The transcript is spliced from 5 exons.